Messenger RNA from Phalaenopsis equestris, 433 nucleotides. RefSeq names its product transcription initiation factor TFIID subunit 6-like. Gene Ontology annotation, cellular component: transcription factor TFIID complex; SAGA complex; SLIK (SAGA-like) complex. Gene Ontology annotation, biological process: transcription initiation at RNA polymerase II promoter; RNA polymerase II preinitiation complex assembly. The transcript has 2 exons. The annotation marks the transcript as partial. Lineage: Eukaryota; Viridiplantae; Streptophyta; Magnoliopsida; Asparagales; Orchidaceae. Gene Ontology annotation, molecular function: RNA polymerase II general transcription initiation factor activity; protein heterodimerization activity; transcription coactivator activity. The record is from RefSeq and is a predicted model, not a curated record.
AUCCUACCAAUGGCCAACUGAAAAGAUUGGUUUGAACCUCGGUGCUUGGAUGCGGAUCGAACCAAAUCAAGCCUCUGGGCUUAGGGUCCAACUCCAUGCGCACAGACCGCGCACACGGAGCACCAGGUCGAAUUCCUGGAGCCCAAUUUCUCCGGCGAAUCUUCAUGCCGACAGCUGCGAGAGCAGAAUAGGAAGGCGGGGAUCUUCGACCCUGACAACCAUGAGCAUCGUGCCUAAGGAAACCAUAGAGGUUAUCGCUCAGAGCAUCGGCAUCGCUAAUCUCUCUGCUGAUGUCGCCCUCACCGUCGCCCCUGAUGUUGAGUAUCGCCUCCGCGAGAUCAUGCAGGAGGCGAUCAAGUGUAUGCGGCACUCGAAACGGCAUGUUUUGACGGCGGACGACGUGGAUAGCGCGCUUAGCUUGCGGAAUGCGGAG